AUGUUUUACUCUUUCUAUCCAUUUCUAGCGUUCUCCCAAUUUUGCCCACUCUCUCUAUUCGUCCCGUUUUCUCGGUCUCUCCCUAUUAACUCUUACUCUUUCUUCUCUUUCCUCCACUCAGUCAUUUGGUUCUGCUACUCUCCUCUCACUUCUACCUGCUUUAUUAACCCUCUCUUUACUUUUCAACCUUCUCCUGCUUACACUCUUGAUUCCUCUCUCUUUGUUAGCUAUUAUCGACACUCUCCUCCCCCUGCUACGCAAUCACUGCUCUCUUUAUUUACUUAUCUAUCUUCCAUUUUUUUUCACUCUCUUACGCUCCAACCAUAUUAUCGCCCCCUGUUGAUUCUUUACCUUUUUUUUUUUUUAAAUAGCUUCCCCUCUCAUAUUCCUUUUCUCUAUUUAGUGACGUUCUUGCUGCUUUUAUUUUCUCUCAUCUACUCUCUCUUUGUUACUCUCUCUUAUUUACUACUUAUUUUUUUAUACCUCCAUAUUAAACCUUUGACUUCUUUCUUCGCUUCUAUUACUCACCUCUUAACCCUAAUCAGUGCCAUUCUCUCGUUUUUUUAUUCUCUCAUGCUUUUUCUCUUCAAUUGCCCCGUCUCUUCUUCCUCCAAACUUCUUUUCAUAAAUAUUAUUUUUUUCUUUUCUUCUCAGCAGCAAUUUUAA
Molecule: messenger RNA, 666 nt
Organism: Acanthosepion pharaonis
Lineage: Eukaryota; Metazoa; Mollusca; Cephalopoda; Sepiida; Sepiidae
Source: the annotation of a GenBank genome assembly